UAAAUCGCAUGCAUACAAGUUUUACUGCCCUUCGGCGUUAACCAAUUCCAAUAAGUUGCCAUCAUAUUGCAUUAAAACUGCCGCAGUUGAUUUCAAACUAGUGGUGUCAUGGAUUUCAUCCGCGGACUGUCACUUUGCACAUUUGUAUGGAUUGUAUUAAUUUAUAAAGCAGCAGUUGCUGUAUUUACUGGACCUCAAGACACCUCUGUCUUGCGGGGAGCCACUACAACACUGUACUGCAGAAACCCUGACUACACAGGGCCAGGUGUAACCUUUUGGAGUGAAGGAGGAGAUACAUUCGCCACUGAGGGAGGUGUCUUUGGGUCUAACACUAAAUAUGACAACUUUGAUGUCAUCACAUCAUCAUCGACGCCAACAACUCAAUUGGAUCUGCAAAUAACCAACGCACAAAUCACAGACGAAGGAACAUAUGAAUGUGAAAUAACGCCAAGUAGACAGGCUGCAACACUCAAAGUUGAAAUUGCAGGAACUGUAGAUGGAAUCACAAUUGAUGGAGACUCAUCGGGCAAUCCAGUCAUCCUGAGAGCAACGGUGGAAAGUGUGCUGAGAUGCACAGCCAGGGGCUUCAGACCUGCUGUCAACUUGGAAUGGUACAAAAAUAAUGUCCAAAUAACAACAGGUGUCAGUGAAGAUGCACCUACUGUCAAUGGAGAUGGAACAAAUGACACGUCAGGCACACUGACGUUUACACCAACAAGGCAAGACAAUGAAGCCAUCCUAGAAUGCAGAACAACAGGACAGGUGGUUGCCCCAGCACAGAAAGCAUCACUCACUCUCAAUGUACAAUAUGUACCAGUGGUCUCAGUUGGGUAUGCUAAUGAAGUGAUAACUUGCUCGUCGGAUGCCAACCCACUGGCUACGAGUAAGAUCAUCCUGAAUGGCACUCAGGUUGUGAAGGAAUUCACGACCAGCCAAGGAUCUCAUCCAUUCACUACAGUAGAUGGCUGUACUGUCAUCAGUUGCAAUGCCACAAACACAGUAGGGACGGGAACAGCAAUUUUUCCCGAAGAAAUAUGCCCAGGACCGCCCAGUACAACAAAAACUUCAAUUCAGACAACGUUACCGCCAGUUGAGGCGACUACUGGUUUACCCAACUCAGUUGGCGCAGUAGUUGGAGCAACGGUGGCAGCUUUCGUCGCUGGAAUCGCCGCUGCCAGUGCCAUAUUUUACCUCUUGAGGAGGCGACAAAACCAGCCUACAGAAACACGUGGCUCGGAAAAAAACAGUACGCGUGAAGGCAGCGAUUAUCUGAAUCCAGACGAGCCGUUUCAAAGUGCAUCUGAAGUCGCGAAAAGGAGUCAAGAUAUUCUGAUGACAAACACUAGCCCAGCUGUGGUCUACGAGAGUAUCCAAGAGGAUCCCAAUGUAUCUCAGGCAUCAAAAGCUACCGUGUACGGCAAUGUUGGGCCUGAUCUCGCAUUCCCACGAGAUCUCGUAAUCAUCGAGAAAGAGCUGGGACGAGGUGCUUUUGGAAAGGUGCUGCUAGGCUCGGCUGUUGGGAUCGAGGAAAACGGAAAGAGGACAAUGGUUGCCGUUAAAACUCUCAAAGGGGGCGCUAGCAAUGAAGAUAAGAAGGAACUUCUUGAAGAGCUGGACCUCAUGAGAAAAGUUGGUCCGCACCCAAAUGUCGUUCAACUGCUUGGAUACUGUAAAGAGAAAGAUCCAGUAUAUGUCAUUGUCGAAUACCUUGCUAAGGGUGACCUCAAGAAAGUGCUGUUGAGUUAUCGAGAUAAGGACCGGGGAACAGGUUAUUCCAAUGUGCCCGGCUUGAGCAAAACUCUUUCACGGACCUUGGUCAAAUUUGCCAGGGAUGUGGCAAGUGGAAUGGCGUUCCUGUCAUCACAAAAGUGUGUGCAUCGUGACCUGGCUGCACGUAACGUGUUAGUGAGUGAUGACUUGGUUUGCAAGGUGUCUGACUUUGGGCUGGCUCGUGACGUCAUGAACAUCCGCAUCUACCAACGACAAUCACAGGGUCCCCUUCCUAUGCGGUGGAUGGCACUGGAAUCCCUACUAGAUGACGUGUACACAACAGAGAGUGACGUAUGGUCUUUUGGGGUAUUGUUGUGGGAGAUCAUAACACUUGGAGCCAGACCGUAUCCAAUGAUGACAGCCCAGGCGGCGGUGAGGCAACUUCAGAAGGGCUACCGUAUGCCCAAGCCCCAGCACUGCAGCAAUGAACUGUACGCCAUGAUGUGCAGCUGCUGGCAGAAGAUUCCUCAGGACCGACCUACCUUCCAGAGUCUCUACCAACAACUUAAUAACAUGCUGUCAGAAGACAAGGACUACAUCACCUUUCACAAGCUGGAUGAAAGCAUCUACGAAGUUACCAUGAUCGAAGCCAGUAACGAGAAAGUGUGAGAGUUACGCAAAGUCGCAUGGGCGAUGUAUCAGCGUUAUCGUUGUUGAAUAAUCGAACUGCCACAUCCAGAAUGUCUGCAAAGAAAUGAGUCAAAAUAUGAAAAUGUUUUUUUUCUCAAUUUUUGUUUCUGUAUCUUCGGUAUCCCCUAAAGGCAUUAUGUAUGUCUUAUUAGUUCUGAGGACAUCUGCCUGUAGGAGUUGAGAUAAUUCACGCUACAAAACAACUAGGCAAACACUGACGUCAUAGAGUUGCUGCAAUUUUGCUUUAGUCAUUAAACAGAUCAACCCGAUCCGAAUUCCCACUGGAACAAGCCUCACUUAUGAGUUUGCCUACUCUAUUGCAUGAUACGAUAAUAUAUUAGCGUCACAGUUACAGCAUGGCUAUGUUGCUGCACAGGCCUCACUUAUAAGUAGCGGUGGGUAGUCGGAUCAGAUUAGCUUUUUAAAGUCGAUCGUUUCUUCCAGUUACAACUGUUAAAGAUAAUCUCAAAGCUUACCCUUGUGUUAAAGUAUGCUAUACGUUAAAUGGGCUUUGUGCUGAUGAGUACAAGAACUACUGAAUUUCUACUUAAAGUCUAAACUAUACAGCAGAAUUGUCGUUGAUUUUCUGUUAUUAUUUCACAUGUGAUAUACAUUUGGCUUUGUAAAAAUGUCUUCUGCCUAAUUUUACAAACCCAUAGUUAAAAACAUAGCAUAAUAUCAAAGUGUAUGUAGAAAAAUUCUGUCGGUUAAUUGUAAGCACAAAACCUCAAAGGGCAAUAUUCCCUUAGAUUGAUCAUUUGUAAACUUAAAUUCACAUUGGAACAUUUGUAUUUUAGUAUUUCAAAUCAAUUUUAAAGAAGCAGGCGAGAACUAAAUUUUAAUCGAUUCACAGGUGAAAAUGUUUACACAGGGUACAUACAUAUACCUCUUCCCGUUGUAUGAAAGAUGGUUUUUGUCAAUUGUAAAAUUUUGUUGAAAUAAUUCAAAUAUCGUUGCUAGAUGUGUAACAAUUUUUUCCCAAAUAUAUACUUUACAUACAUCUUUACAGACCCAACCUAAAAAAAGUUGAGGUAGCUUUUUUUUAGUUGUAUUGAGGGAUAUCCAGGUAACAUGAACAAUGUGUACUUAGUCUAGUGGGACUGCGCCCACGGUCCACGUCCAUUAUGUAAAAGCCUACGUAAACAAAUGCGGCGUCACCAGUACACAGGUCUGUAUGAUGGAUUGGAGAUGGGUGAAUUGACAGAAAUGAUAGUAACUCUUCAGUGUUGAAAAUCUGAAUCCAUUUCAUUGUAAAGAGGGGACUGUAUAGCCUGCCUGUAGCAUAAUUGUGAGACUCUGACAAACCACUCUGUUUUUCAACUUCCCUCUGGAGGUUUCAAAGAAUUUAGUUCGGUUAAAAUGAAUAGGAAAUGCAUGACUAGAGUCGGUUAUGUUUAAAGCAGAGGUUGAGAUUGGGAUUGAAGGAAUAGUAUAGAUAUUAGUUCCAACUAUCCUAUUAAAGAAUGUUGAUUAAA
Acanthaster planci (crown-of-thorns starfish) is the source of this 3875-nucleotide messenger RNA. Its product is annotated as fibroblast growth factor receptor-like. Gene Ontology annotation, molecular function: transmembrane receptor protein tyrosine kinase activity; ATP binding. The record is from RefSeq and is a predicted model, not a curated record. NCBI's taxonomy places the organism in Eukaryota, Metazoa, Echinodermata, Asteroidea, Valvatida, Acanthasteridae. Gene Ontology annotation, cellular component: signaling receptor complex; plasma membrane. Gene Ontology annotation, biological process: positive regulation of kinase activity; multicellular organism development; protein phosphorylation.